Solanum tuberosum (potato) is the source of this 1003-nucleotide messenger RNA. Its product is annotated as proteasome subunit alpha type-7-like. Lineage: Eukaryota; Viridiplantae; Streptophyta; Magnoliopsida; Solanales; Solanaceae. Gene Ontology annotation, cellular component: proteasome core complex; proteasome core complex, alpha-subunit complex. Gene Ontology annotation, biological process: ubiquitin-dependent protein catabolic process. The record is from RefSeq and is marked provisional.
AAAAGGUUAGAGGGAAGAGCUUUCAACACUCAAGAGAUCGGAAGAAGCUGAAAUCACACAGACCCUAAAUCUUUCAAUAGCUUUUAGUACUAUCAGAUAAUGGCUAGAUACGACAGAGCGAUCACCGUUUUCUCGCCGGACGGCCACUUAUUCCAAGUGGAGUACGCCAUGGAAGCCGUACGCAAAGGAAACGCCGCCGUCGGUGUACGUGGAACUGACACUGUUGUCCUUGGCGUUGAGAAGAAGUCCACUCCCAAGCUUCAAGACUCCAGGUCAGUAAGAAAGAUAGUAAAUCUAGAUGAUCACAUUGCAUUGGCGUGUGCUGGGCUGAAAGCAGAUGCACGAGUGCUUGUGAAUAAGGCACGCAUUGAGUGUCAGAGUCAUAGGCUUACGGUUGAAGAUCCUGUUACUGUUGAGUACAUAACUCGUUACAUUGCUGGUCUUCAGCAAAAGUACACUCAAAGUGGUGGGGUGAGGCCAUUUGGUCUAUCCACCUUGAUCAUUGGUUUUGACCCACACACAGGUGUCCCCUCACUUUACCAAACAGAUCCAUCAGGUACAUUCUCAGCUUGGAAAGCCAAUGCGACUGGUAGAAACUCCAACUCUACUCGGGAAUUCUUGGAGAAGAAUUACAAAGAAACAUCUGGCCAGGAAACUGUGAAACUAGCAAUACGUGCUUUGCUUGAAGUUGUUGAAAGUGGUGGAAAAAACAUAGAAGUUGCUGUGAUGACAAAAGAGCAUGGGCUUAAGCAACUUGAGGAAGCUGAAAUUGAUGCCAUUGUUGCUGAGAUCGAAGCAGAGAAAGCUGCUGCAGAAGCAGCCAAAAAGGCCCCGCCGAAGGAAACCUAGUUGUGCUGAAAUUUGUUCUUAACUAUCCCUGAAUCCUUUCUUUUUUCGGAUCAAGCCAAGUGCAGUGUUACUUGAAUUUUAAGAUUUUGGUCUGUCUAAUACUUUACCUAUGUUAAAAUUGUCUGAUGGGACUAAAAAAGUCAUGCUCUCGCGA